UGGUUGUGGCUUCUAGAAAAAGGGAGAAUUUGAUUUACUUCGUGCAUCAUGGACAGCUCGAGCAAGGCCACGCUGUUCAACGCGUUGGCGUGGGUGGACGCGCUCAAGUCGCGCGACGGCGUGAACUCCCAACAAGUGGACUCUGCUCUUACCAGCCUCACGUAAUUCCCACGCUUUAAUUCGCAGUACAAGCUGCAAAAAUCCAUUUCAAUCACUCAAUCGUCCCUAACUAUCAUCUAUCACAAUUCAGUGAAGCGUUCGGCGUGAACGUGCACGAUGCAGAACAGAAACGGCAGUUGGCAGUCAACGGCGAGGCCUCGUUUGACGAGAUCUUCGCUGCGGGACUCAAGGCACUGAAUCUGGAGACUGGAACGACAGGCGAGGCAAAGUCGAUGGCGGACGAAGACCCGGUCGUGAAGAAGCACCCGGAGCUGUGGAAGAAGUGGGUGGCCAAGCUGGAGAGCAAGGGCUUCUUCAAAGACGCUGCCCCUGGUUCCAGUGAACAUGCUACGCGUACGAACAAGGCAUUGGCUAAAUUUAAGGAGAAAUUCGGAGACGUCAAGCCGGAGUUGUCUAAAGAAGAGAAGGAAGCCAAGGCUGAGGAGGUGAAGGCGCAGGGUAACGCUGCGUUGAGUCGCCAAGACUACGAAGGCGCAGCUAAACUGUACCGUGAGACGCUGCAGCUGUCGUCGGACGGCCCGUCGUCCCACAUUUACCACUCGAAUUUGGCUGCUGCGUUGAUGUAUUUGGGCAAGUACACAGAGGUGAUCGACCACUGCGAGCAGUCGAUCGCUCUUAAACCGUCGUAUGUGAAGGCGUACUCUCGUAUGGGCAGCGCACAGGUGCAGCUCAAGGACUUUGACGGCGCAAUUGACACCUUCAGACGUGGGCUCGAAGUGGACAGCACGAACGCUGCGUGUCGUGACGGACUCGCAGAAGCUGAACGUAAACGUCGUCAGGUGCAGACGACGCCAGCGGCUUCAGCUCCUGCCGGUGGCGCUGGAGGCAUGCCAGACCUGUCGAACCUGGCCAGUAUGUUGGGCGGAGGCGGUGGCGGCCUUGCUGACCUCAUGAACAACCCGCAAAUGAUGCAGAUGGCCCAGAACAUGAUGCAGAAUCCUCAGAUGAUGCAGAUGGCGCAGAAUAUGAUGCAGAACCCCGACAUGCUCAACAACCUCAUGGGUGGACUCGGUGGCGCCGGUGGACCUGCUCCUGGUGCAGGAGCUGGUGGGAUGCCCGACAUGAGUGGCCUUAUGAACAGUCCUGAGCUCAUUGCAGCACGAUCGGACCCGGACUUGGCGGAUUUCUUCCGUGACGUGGACAACGAAGGACCGUCCGCUGCAACGCGUCACAUGUCGAACCCCAAGGUCUCGCAGCUCAUGCAGAACGUCAUGUCUCGGAUGCAAGGUUAGACAAGAAGGCAAUGCACUGCAAUUCGACCCUGUAAAGAGGACUAUAAAAUGCCAAGUAGUGAGUGAGUGGGGGCUUCAACUGUUCGAUUUAGUGGACCAGUAUGCAACAAUACACUACCGAGUGUGUGUUUUAGUGCUUGACGAACGUCUCGGUGUCCUCGAGGAACGCCAGAUACUCGCGUUGCUCCUUGAAAUCGGCGAAUUGCGUAAUGAACUGCGCCAACUCGUCGUCGAUGUUGCGCUCGGCCAGGAAGUUGUAAAAUUGGUCCUGCACGUCGAGUUCCAGGUCGAUGAAGUUGGGGCCAAAGUACAGCGUCUCGUCCUCGGCGUCCUUGGCGAAGUCCUUGAGGUAGCGCAAGCGCUCCACCGUGAGGUUGCUGCUGGCCACGCAGUCGAACUGCAUGCCCUUGUUGUCGCGCGUGAUGUCGGCUGUGAAACGGAUACCUGGGAGCUCGUCCUCCUCUUCCUCGUCUUCAUAAUCCUCGUCCAUCUCAGUGCUAUCUUCUCCCUCAUCAUCCUCAUAGUCCUCGUCUU
Molecule: messenger RNA, 1946 nt
Organism: Phytophthora nicotianae INRA-310
Lineage: Eukaryota; Oomycota; Peronosporomycetes; Peronosporales; Peronosporaceae
Exons: 2
Coding region: 393-1412 (339 amino acids)
Biological process (GO): post-translational protein targeting to endoplasmic reticulum membrane; nucleotide-excision repair
Cellular component (GO): TRC complex; membrane
Molecular function (GO): molecular adaptor activity; damaged DNA binding; protein binding
Source: RefSeq, a predicted model, not a curated record